CGUUUUAGCAUCAGUUUGCUAUUUUGAUCUGGCAAUUCUGGGUAAAGAUCAUAGAUAUAAUAAUAAUAAAUAAAGAUGUUGUCUCUCAUACGGACGGUAUCGUAUGGGGGAAGCAAGAAUUAUUUAAUUUUUUCUGCUGCUAGAACAUUGUCCACUACUUCAGUGGUUAAUGGGAACUCGGGUGGUGGUGAAGGAUGGCUCAGCAAAUUAUUGCAUGUCCGAAAAAUAGAACCUACAAAAGAUUCUCAUUCAAAACUGUUAUCUGACACAGAGAGAGUCUAUGAACUACAAAUCCAUGAUGUGAAGCCAGAUUGUAUUGAAGCAUAUUUGAAAGGAUAUGAAACAUUAAGCCAGAGUCUACAUCAAAAAUCUGAAUUUGCAGAGCUUGUGGGAAGCUGGAGGGUAGAAAUUGGAAAUCAGGAUCAGUUUAUUCACAUAUGGAGAUAUAACCGAGGAUAUGUGAAUGCUAAUCAAGUUUUAACAUUAUGCCGUGAAGAUCAAGAACUUAAAGCUUUGUCAAAAGACCUAGUCAAGAACAUUAUUUCACGUAAUAAUCAAUAUAUGCUGCCAUUUAGUUUUUGGGGUGAUCCAGAACCUCAAAAUCGUAACAGUAUGUAUGAAAUGAGGUCAUAUGUUUUAAAGCCAGGUACAAUGAUAGAAUGGGGUAAUAAUUGGGCAAGAGGAAUAAAUUAUCGUAAGAGCAGUGCUGUUGCUGGCUUUUUUUCUCAAAUUGGCCAACUUUAUAUGGUUCAUCAUAUUUGGACUUACAAAGAUCUCUUGUCAAGGAAAGAAAUUCGAGAAGCUGCGUGGAGGAAACCUGGUUGGGAUGAAUGUGUUGCAUAUACAGUUCCUCUUAUUCGUGAGAUGAGGAGUCGUUGGUUACGCCCAUGUUCUUUCUCACCAAUCAAAUGAGAUGAUGUUUUAGCAGCCUUUUCUAUGUUGAAUGCAGCUGAUAUUUUGUGCAGUUGUCUUAGAAAGCACAAAUAAUUGUUACAUCCAUAUUUUAUUUUAACUACUCCCAAAUUUUUUGGGAAUGAAAUAUUCUCAAAUUUGAUACAAAAUUUUUUUUCUUUUUUUGACAUACUCAUCAAAUUGUUUCUCAAGUUAUUGUAUCUCAACAUUGUAUUUUUGAAUACAUUAAUGUUUGCUUUUCCAGUUUUGAUUUAGAUUUUUAUACAAACUGUAAUACUGUGAUAAUGAUGCGAUUUAUUUGUCUUAAGAUUUUGAUCUUUAUCCCCUUCCAGAAGUCUUCUUGUCACUUUCUGUGUAGUUAUAAUUUUAAAAAAAAGUGUUUUGUAUUCUCUGUUAUUUUUAAUUGCUCCUAAUGAAUUGUACAAAAUACACUCCAUAGAACAGACUAUUUUCUUAUAUAUGAAGCAUUGUUGCUUUUGUGAUAAAAAAAGUAACAUGAGUAUGGUGCUGAGAUGUAAUUUUAUAUCAAUGCAAAAAUUUUAAAUGUGGUUUAUUGCCUGUUGUUAAAAUUGAAGAGGAAAUAAUUGAGUCAUUGAAUUAUGCAUUUGGAAAACAAAUUUUUUUAAAAUAUAAAACUUUAAUUGAACUGUUAUCUUAAAAAUUAAUAAAUAUCAAUUUUUAUGUUGAAGUUGUUUGUUCCAUUGAUCUCUUUGAAGUUCGCUGAAAUUUAAUAAUGGAUGAUUUACUGAAGAAAUAAUUUUAAAUGCAGUUUUUUUUUUUCUAGUAUUUAGUUCAGGUUAAUGUACUUUUAGUUAUUGGUGAGUGGAGAAAUACUUAUUAAAUAACAUUUCUAGUAAUUUUUUUUAAAAAUAAGUGUUGAAUUUUGUGAAAUGUGAACAAUAUGAUCCUGUACAUGUUAAAAGUAUUUUUAAAAGAGAACUUCCAACAACCUGUCCAGUAUAGUAUUUCCUAAAUGUUAGUGCCACAUUGUGUCUUUUAUUUUGAAUGAAUGAAAAAAGUGUACAGCAUUGUCACAUUUGAAAUAAAAUUGAUUAUUCCUACGUG
Messenger RNA from Argiope bruennichi, 1977 nucleotides. RefSeq names its product protein NipSnap-like. The coding region runs from base 76 to 912 and encodes 278 amino acids. The transcript is spliced from 9 exons. Gene Ontology annotation, cellular component: mitochondrion. NCBI's taxonomy places the organism in Eukaryota, Metazoa, Arthropoda, Arachnida, Araneae, Araneidae. The record is from RefSeq and is a predicted model, not a curated record.